Molecule: messenger RNA, 2826 nt
Organism: Amphibalanus amphitrite
Lineage: Eukaryota; Metazoa; Arthropoda; Thecostraca; Balanomorpha; Balanidae
Product: solute carrier family 23 member 2-like
Exons: 14
Coding region: 149-1963 (604 amino acids)
Biological process (GO): transmembrane transport
Cellular component (GO): membrane
Molecular function (GO): transmembrane transporter activity
Source: RefSeq, a predicted model, not a curated record
AGUACUACAGUGAAAGGCCGCGCGGCCGGUCAGUGCUGCGUGCAUACGGGAGCGGGGUGCACGGCUGUGCGGGUAGGUGGCGAACGGUGGAGACUCGGCGAGAGACAGUGGAGAGACGACCGAUCGGCGGACGGACCUAGUCCUAACCAUGGCUGAGUCGGCGUCGACAACCAACGGCGCCGCACAGAACUCCUAUGCCGAGGACCGACACCAGGCCACAACGGACCGACAUGCAGAAAGGCCUCCGAAGACCGACGAUCCUUCUCAUGAGCUGUUGUACGGCGUUAACGAUGUUCCUCCGUGGUACACGUGUCUGCUGCUUGGGUUUCAGCAAUUCCUGACGAUGUUGAACGGCUCUGUGGCGAUGCCACUGAUGGUGACGCCGCUGACCUGCAUGGCAGACGACGACCCGGCGAGGGGCUACAUCAUCGGCGCUACCCUCUUCGUGUCCGGCAUCACCACGCUGCUACAAGCCACCUUCGGGACAAGGCUGCCGAUCGUACAAGGUCCGAGCUGGACCUACCUCGCGCCCAUCGCCGCCGUCAUGCAGCUGCCCCAGUGGAAGUGUCCUGAUGAUGACCUGUUGGCGAACAUGAGCUCCGAGGAACGCAGCGCGCUGUGGCAGCCGAGGGUCAACGAACUGCUUGGGGCGCUGGCGGUGGCUUCGGUCAUACAGCUGCUUCUCGGCGCUACCGGAGCCGUCGGCCUGCUGUUACGCUUCAUUUCACCGAUCACGGUCGUCUGUACCAUCACAGUGCUCGGCAUCGGUUUCUUCGAGUCAUUCCGUGGAAUGAUGUCUUCCCACUGGCCUGUGUCGCUGCUAACGAUGUUUUUGGUGAUUUUAUUCAGCCAGUAUCUACGAGACGUGAAGAUACCAUUUCCAUAUUGCACAAGGAAAAGUAAAGGAGUGAUACGAGUUCCCAUUUUCAAGCUUCUGCCGGUGCUGCUGAGUAUAAUGCUGAGCUGGUCUCUGUGCGCCAUUUUGACUCACCUCGACGUGCUACCGGCAGGUUCGGCAGCCAGGACUGAUCUCAAUAUCAACGCGCUGAGCGAGGCGGUCUGGCUGCGUGUACCGCUGCCGGGACACUGGGGCGCCCCCACCGUCCACAUCGGACCCGUGCUGGGCAUGACUGCCGCCGUUCUGGCCUCCAUCGUCGAAUCCAUCGGAGACUACUAUGCGUGCGCCAAAAUGUCCGGCGCGUCGGCGCCGCCCGUACAUGCUAUGAACCGGGGCAUCACCAUCGAGGGUCUGGGCGGCAUCCUUUCGGGACUGUUUGGAGCCGCCAACGCAUCCACCAGCUACAGCGGCAACAUUGGCAUCAUCGGCGUCACCAGGGUGGGCAGCCGCCGUGUGGUACAGUUUUCCGCCGUCUACAUGAUCCUGUUCGGCUUAGUUGGCAAAUUCGGCGCACUGUUCGUGUCGAUACCGGCGGCCAUUUACGGCGGCGCAUUUGUCGCCCUGUUCGCCAUGAUCGCAGGAAUGGGACUAUCUCCACUGCAGUAUAUCGAUAUGAACUCUCCAAGAAACAUGUUUGUGGUCGGAUUCUCCGUUCUCAUCGCAUUGGUUAUUCCUGGGCAUAUUGAGAAGAACCCAGAGCUUCUGACCACAGGAAUACCGACUCUGGACCAAAUGACAUAUGUGGUCCUAUCAACUGCGAUGUUCGUGGCUGGACUAAUAUCUGCCGUUCUUGAUAACACCAUUCCAGGUACUGAUAAGGAGCGCGGGGUGGACCGGUGGCGAGCCCUGACAGCGGGAGCCGCUGCGGGGGCCGACAGUGACCCCACAUACCGCCUGCCCUGGGGCAUGCGCCUCCUCGAAAGGUGGCGGUGGACCCGCCUGCUGCCCUUCAGCCCCACAUUUGAGGGUUUCCCAGAGCUGGGAGACACGAACUGCUGCCGCCGGCCACGCUCCCGACAGUGCAGCGUCGAACUCAAGAAGGCUGCGGCCAUCAGCCCCGCCUAGAUGAGGGCGGAGAGGGUCACUACGUGAGGGGAGGCGUGGACCCGUGAAGAGGUGUACCAGCUUGUGAGAAAGGAUGUCGUAAAAUGGUGUACGCGCCUUCAACGCCGACUGUGAUCCUGCGUGAUGCCUCUCGGUGCCUUAGUAAGGGCAGGUAGUGCCGCAUGGAUGCCGUCAAGCCAUGCAGAUGGCCCCUGUUGGAUGCGUUGAAGAAUUAAUGACAUUUUUACUAUAUAUGUAUGAACGUUUCAUCAUGGAUUGUACGUUUGGGCAAUGACGCCGUAUUUUCCAUGUCGUGCACCAUAUAUAACUAUAUACUUGUAGGCAUGCGAGAUGUCAAUUGCAUGUAUGGUUAUUGGUUAUCGUCUAUUAAAUGUAAACGAUACCUAAUUGCAAAGGCUAUUUAUGCUUUGUUCUUUAUUCACAUGCUUUUUACACCGUUUGGAAGGCGUAAAUGUAUUUAUAAAUGUAUUUAGGUAAAAGCAAAUGGUAAUACUUAGCUCUAAAAAUACCUUUCACUUUCAGAGUGCGUCAGCCACUUCUCUAUACCUGAUCGCAUCAGAAGACGUCUCGAUUAUAAGUCGAUACUGCGAUCAUGAGCAGGCAACAGCUUGAAGGUCGUGUUAUUAUGAUUUUUUUUUUAGAAUGGUCUGAAAACGAAUGGACCGACUUAAUGUAGGUAGAGAACAAGUACGUCAUCCAAUCACUUCAGUACCUACUCAUGAACACCGUUUCUUCAAAGCCGUCCUUUUGAACCGCGUUGUAUUUAUAAUUAAGGCUGAUGUUAUGAUACUGGAAAUAGUUAGUGCAACGGUAUGAAUAUUGUUCAAUACAACAUCGACACUGACGUCCAUAACCAUCACGAA